AUAAACAAAAGCUAUUUUCGUGUUGUUCCCUUCUUGCCCUAAGCCUCGACCCACUCCGGUGAUUUUUGCACAGUGCUAGCUGCUGGUCCAAACCGGUAACUGAUUGCCAAGUAUUCCACCUGUUGACAAUCCAAGAUUCCAGACUUUUCGUAAAUAUGAAAGAGAUGCACCAGGGCAAAAAGAUUAUAGAACUGGAGUGAAUGCUUCUUUUUUUUUUUUCUCUUUUUGUUUUAAAAAAGAGAAAUAUGUCUACUGCGUUAGGACCAUUGUCUGUGUUGUUGUUUAAUUCUGGUGACUUUGGCUUACUUUGAAGGAAUUUACUAACUGCUAGGUUUUUGAAAGAAUUAAUGGGUGCUGGAGAACUUGAAACGAGUCGUUUAACAAAUGCAGGAGCUGAGAACAGUCUUCACAAGCAAGCUGAUCAAGCUACUGAUGCUCCGCUGAAAAGGGCAAGGCAGCCGAGGGAGUUGACUUUUCAGGAUAUGUAUCAAAACCAAGACCUGUUCGAUGAUGACGAUGACGACGACGAUGAUUGGGAGCCGUUGGAGUUACCCAAGUUUGUGGAAGUCACCAAGUGGUGCUGCAAAAAUUGUACUAUGGUUAACCUAGAUGACGUUGUCCAUUGUGAUAUAUGUGGAGAGCAUCAGGAUUCUAAAAUCCUGAGCCAUGGGUUUUUUGCUUCUCCCUUUGCAGAAGAUGAGGAUACGGCUGAGGUCCAGCCAAAUAUAAAAGGACUGAGAGGCCGGGUAUCCCUUAUUAUAAAUUCAAAGGGGUGUUAUUUCUCUAGGGUUUCCAAACAGCAGGGGAGGUCAGUACAAUUUACUCAAUUAUUUCUGGUUUUUGUAGAUCCCUAUGUUGAUUAUUGCUUAAAAUAUUAUCAUUUUUAUAUGGUUGUAUGUGGUUUUUCGCUUUGGGGUGGUAUUAAACUACAAAUUUAUUUCAGUUUUAUCCUUAUAUUUGUAGAUGUUGACUCACAGGAAUCAGCGGCAAAUAGUUGUACAGCAAUUGGCUUUGAUGAGAGAAUGUUGUUACAUGCAGAAGUUGAAAUGAAAUCACAUCUGCACCCUGAAAGGCCAGAUCGUCUUCAAGCCAUUGCUGCUAGUCUUGCUAGAGCUGGUAUAUUUCCUGGAAGAUGCUAUUCAAUUUCUGCUAGAGAAAUCACUGAAGAAGAACUUAUUUCGGUUCAUUCUUGGGAGCAUAUUGAAUCAGUGGAAGUUACAAGCGAUUCAACAUCUAGUUAUUUCACUUCUGACACAUAUGCCAAUGAGCAUUCCGCACGUGCUGCUAGGUUGGCUGCUGGGAUAUGUGCUGAUCUGGCAUCAACAAUUGUUUCUGGGCGUGCCAAAAAUGGAUUUGCUUUGGUUAGGCCUCCUGGUCAUCAUGCUGGUGUAAGCCAUGCGAUGGGGUUCUGCCUUCACAAUAAUGCUGCAGUGGCAGCUUUGGCAGCUCAGGCUGCAGGGGCUAGGAAGGUGCUAAUUUUAGAUUGGGAUGUUCAUCAUGGAAAUGGGACACAGGAAAUAUUUGAGAAAAACAAAUCGGUCUUGUAUAUUUCAUUGCAUAGACAUGAAGGAGGGAAGUUUUAUCCUGGUACUGGAGCUGCUGAUGAGGUUGGUAGUAUGGGUGCAGAAGGAUAUUGUGUGAAUAUUCCAUGGGGUCGAGGAGGAGUUGGUGAUAAUGAUUACAUUUUUGCAUUUCAGAACGUUGUUCUUCCUAUAGCUUCUGAAUUUGCUCCAGAUUUCACCAUAAUAUCAGCCGGAUUUGAUGCUGCAAGAGGUGAUCCCCUAGGAUGUUGCGAUGUUACUCCCUCUGGCUAUGCAAAGAUGACACACAUGUUGAAUGCCCUCUCUGGUGGAAAAUUGCUUGUUAUUCUUGAGGGGGGCUAUAAUCUUCGUUCUAUAUCAUCAUCUGCUACUGCAGUAAUCAAGGUAUUGCUGGGUGAGAGUCCUGGAUGUGAACUGGAAAAUGGUUUCCCUUCCAACGCUGGCCUGCAAACUGUUCUGGAAGUCCUCAAAGUUCAGAUGAAUUAUUGGCCUUCCUUGGGACCCAUCUUUAUAAAUUUGCAGUCACAAUGGAGACCGUACUGUCUUGGGAAAAAAAGAAAACAGAUUAAGAAGAAACGCCGAGUUCAGGCACCAAUGUGGUGGAGGUGGGGACGAAAAAGUUUCUUAUUCCAUUUCCUGAACGGCCAUCUUCGUGUAAAAUCAAAGUGAUUUUGUUGUGCUGAUGAAAUUUGCAGUACAGUUAUACCUAGUAAUUGUCAGCAUGUUGUAUAUUCCAUCUUGAUUCAGGAUAAUAUGAUUUUUGUUUGGUCUUUUUAAAAGACAGACUUGUGCGGAAGGGUGAGAAAGAAAUUGGGGGAAAGGGGCAGGGUGAGAAAAAGGAGUACCGGAUAAAAAAUGACUUCCCAUUUCCUUGUUAAGGUCUUUUAGAAGUUACCAAACGUGGGAAAGUGAGUAUUAAAUAGCUUUCUACUCGCAUUUAAAAACGAAUUUGUAUAAACUUUAAAUAGAUGUAGUUUGUCGUGUUAUCCUUUAUUUUUAUCAUCUCCCCUUUGUUUUGAAUCCAAAAAUUUGUAAAACAAGUUCGUAGCUUAUCCAAAAUUUUGGUAUGCUUAUAUUUUCAACUUUGAAUUAUGAAUUCUGUUUUUGCCGCAUUGGUAGAAGUCGAACACAAGAUAUAUUUCAAUUUGGGCAAUGCUAAGAAUAGCUUUUGUUGUUUUUUAUUAUUAUUAUUAUUAAUUUGUAUAACUCAUUACAUGCAUCUCAGUAAAGAAAUCUUCGUCCACUGGUUGAUAGUAGAGCUCAUUACGUUUACAAGCAUCUCCUUUCAAUUUCAUGCAUACAUAACUUUACGUUCUUUUAGUAGGUAUGUCUGCAUGUCAAUAGUAGGCUCCUGUUUUGGGGUAGAAGAAAUUUACAAUUAGGAGAUACUUGCGCUAAUCCGGGGUCUGCUAGGUCUCAGAUUAAUUGAGUAUUUACAUUGGAUUUACAAAUAAACAAGAUAAUUCACGUCUGUAAUCUGCAGGGGAGCCAACCUCUUUUUGGCAACAGUAAGCUUUAUUUACCAGUUUUCCAUGCAUAGGCAAUGAGAUGAAGCAUCGAACAUUCCUGUGUAAGAAGGCCCUGAUGCAAGAUGCUUGAAUCUGAGGGUUAAAUGGACAUUCCAAUCCAAGCUGAAUAUGAAAAUUUUAACCUAGUUUUCACGUUAUCGUGCAAUCACCACUUGGUGUAAUUUGCAGGACAUAAUGGCUUUAGUAGUUGUGGAGUAUUCUUAAGAGGUAAUUCUCAGCGGACCCAGGGCCAGUGGGAACGAAUACAACAUAACCUGUUACAUCUCUAUUGUUAUGAAGCAGCUUACAAUGGAAGCAAACAGAUUGACAUGUCUCUUGUUUGGCAUCCAUUAGAUGAAUUGAACUUUAUUGAACUAUAUGUAUGGAUCUUGUCUGAAAUAAUUUGGAGCUAGCAGGUUUUCUUGUCUACGUGUGCAAUGAGUGAGAGGGUGGAGAUUGAAGUGAGGGAAGGAAUACACAGACAGAGCCAUAGACUUACCAAUUCCUCCCUCUCUCCUCUAUUAUACGUGUGUGAAAUUGACACAUUUUA
Molecule: messenger RNA, 3599 nt
Organism: Gastrolobium bilobum
Lineage: Eukaryota; Viridiplantae; Streptophyta; Magnoliopsida; Fabales; Fabaceae
Product: histone deacetylase 15
Exons: 18
Coding region: 348-2210 (620 amino acids)
Biological process (GO): chromatin organization
Cellular component (GO): histone deacetylase complex
Molecular function (GO): histone deacetylase activity
Source: RefSeq, a predicted model, not a curated record